This is a messenger RNA of Saprolegnia parasitica CBS 223.65, 450 nucleotides long. RefSeq lists its product as hypothetical. The record is from RefSeq and is a predicted model, not a curated record. The transcript has a single exon. The annotation marks the transcript as partial. Gene Ontology annotation, molecular function: ATP binding; protein kinase activity. Lineage: Eukaryota; Oomycota; Saprolegniomycetes; Saprolegniales; Saprolegniaceae. Gene Ontology annotation, biological process: protein phosphorylation.
AUGGUCAUGGAGUACAUGGACCAAGGCGACUUGCGCGCCUACCUCCAGAAGAAGCGCCACGGACAAUCCGUCGCCCUGGACGUCUCGACGCUUGACGUCGCCUUGGUGCUGGCGCACGCACUCGCCGACCUCCAUAAACAAAACAUCAUCCACCGCGACGUCAAUAGCCUCAACAUCUUCCUCUCGACGACCCACUACAUUCGCCUCGGUGACCUCGGGUCCUCACGCCUCAUGGACGACGACAUCAUGACGUCCCACGCAGGCACAACGAGCUGGAUGGCCCCCGAGGUGCUCCGAGUGCCUGGGGACGAGGGUAUGGGGCGAGUGUACACCAUCGCCGCCGACAUCUACUCGUUUGGCGUCGUCUUGACGGAGCUCGACACGCUUCGUUUGCCGUACGAGGACGUGGAAGAGCGCUGGUCGAUCAUGGAAAAGGUACCGCACGGGGCA